AUGUCUGGACGUGGAAAAGGAGGUAAAGGUCUCGGAAAAGGGGGUGCCAAGCGUCACCGAAAGAUUCUUCGUGAUAACAUCCAAGGUAUUACCAAGCCCGCCAUACGUCGUCUUGCUCGCCGUGGCGGUGUCAAGCGAAUCUCUGGUCUCAUCUAUGAAGAAACCCGAGGUGUUCUAAAAGUCUUCUUGGAGAACGUUAUCCGUGACGCUGUAACGUACACCGAGCACGCCAAGAGAAAGACUGUGACAGCCAUGGAUGUAGUCUACGCUCUCAAACGCCAGGGACGUACACUUUACGGAUUUGGCGGUUAG
Molecule: messenger RNA, 312 nt
Organism: Porites evermanni
Lineage: Eukaryota; Metazoa; Cnidaria; Anthozoa; Scleractinia; Poritidae
Source: the annotation of a GenBank genome assembly